CCGUCGUGCAGCGGGGGAAAAAUAGAGCUGAGCAGCAUCCUCACAUUGACAGAGCCAGCGAUGGAAAGAUAGUGAAGUUUGUACAGUACAAGCUAGUCACAAAGUAAGCUCCAACAAGUGCACGCUUUGAAUGUAUAGAGAACGUUUUCGGUUUUGUUUUCUACAAGCAGUCUUACGGUAGUUAAGUAUUGCUCUGGCUUUAGCGUGAACCUUUUAAUUCUUGCUCCGGGCGAAUGUUUGAUGAACCUGGCGUCUUGCUCUAACCGUUGCGGUGAAUGAAACAAAGAGGAUGGAUGCAUCAUGUGAGGACGCCAAACUCGUAACGGUUCUGUGAUUUCCCCGUUUUUUUUGUAAAGGAGAACCUGACUGAAAUGUGGUCAAGUCGGCUUUUCUCACCAGCGGGAGUCCUAUGGAGCAAAGUGCUGGAUUCCCUCAACAAAAACUCCAGCAGCAGCAGCCGAUGUGUGGAUGGCGAUGACAGUGUGCACGUAAAAUAAGCCUUACUUUAUUCUGUCAUAAGAUGAGCCAAGGGCCAAAUCUUGUCCUGGAGUGGCUAUCCAAGCUCCAUCUGGCCCAGUAUGUGGAGUCAUUCAUCGACAACGGGUAUGACGAUUUGGAAAUUUGUAAACAGAUUGGAGAACCAGACCUCGAUGCCAUAGGCAUCCAUACUCAGUACCACAGACACAGGCUGCUCACAGCUGUGCAGAGACUGAAAGAGGAGGAUAAAAGGAAAGUGCCUGGUUACUAUUUCACCUUAGAGCCUCUGGUUGCUUCUGCUUGCCAACAGACUACAAACCGAGAGUAUGUUGGGACACUGAGGUCACACACAUGGACCACAGGGAUGCACCAGGCCUCCUCUCCUGGAAACCACAACCUGAGAUGCACAGAUUGUAAUGAUUUUGUGACCUAUCCCAAACUGAAGCUCAAGGUACUGAUAAGGGAUAAACUUGCAAAAGAUGGAAUUAACCUGGGAGAAGCACCUUACACCCAUAAGGAUGGCUCAGUGGGGAACCUUGAUGACCUGGCUCAAGAGUACUCUCAGUAUUACGGCACCUCUCUCAGUGAAGUCUGUGAAAGGAUGGAGGAGCUACGAAAACGCAAAGUAGUGCAAGACACAGAGAUGGGAAAGGUUGACUCAGUGGCCACAUCAGUUCAGCUCCGCUCUCAGCUCCAGGAAUCCCUUGGACUCAGCAGCACCACAUCGACUCCAGAAACAGAAAGAAGUCUGGAGGACAGACAUGUUGAGGGAGAUGGUGGGAUAUCAGGGAAAAUGAAGAAAAUAACUUUGGAAAACAGGUUCCCUGUGCACAAAUCGAGCUCUGAUGAUGGAUCAGGUGGAAAAUGGGAUGGAAAGAGGAAGAGCAAGUAUUUUUGGCAGAAUUUUCGAAAAUCACAGAAAGGAUCGAUGCAUCAAAUUUCAAAAGGUGAUGAUGUUGGUUUUGUGGCUAGUGAAAUAACCAUGAGUGAUGAAGAGCGUAUCCAGCUGAUGAUGAUGGUGAAGGAGAAUAUGAUCUCCAUAGAGGAAGCCUUGGCACGGCUGAAGGAGUUUGAGAUACAAAACAGACAGAAAUGCACAUCCAAUCCUACAGAGUGGACCAGUCCCUCCAAUCCCACCACAAAUGAGUCAUUCAGCUGCAACCCUUGUGACCUGUCCGACAAUGAACAAGAGGAAUCUGUGACGUUCAGGAGACUCCAUAAACUGGUCAGCUCAACUCGAAACAUGACGAAGAAGCUGAUCAGAAUUGAUGAGACUAAAAGGCCUGGAGCAGAGGAGAGCCUAAACGUAGAUGGGCUUCCCUGUGGAGAUGCCAGUACCUGCCUGUACUCAGGUGUCCUGAGGGAGCCUGCAGCCUGUUCUGUGAGCUCCCAGGCUUCGGCUCUGCAGGAGCAGCUCACCUACGACAGGGACUGUGACAGCUUGACCACCUCCCCCUCCUUCAGCAGUGAUGACACCUGCAGUAGGCAGAAAAUCUUCCAGGCCUUUAACAAGUCUAGUGGGAGCCCAGUUCAUCAGGAGACGACUAUAACAGGGGAGGUGAGGGAGGCUGCUGAAGGCACUGGGUCUAAAAUAGAGGUUUGCAGUCAUGAAGACCCCAAAAUCGCCCACUCACUGACUGAUGGAGAGCUCCGACAUCGUAUGCUGAGCUCACUAACCCACCAUGGGAGAGCAUGUAGCUUUGGAGGAUUUGACCUGACGAACCGCUCAGUGCACGCCAUCACCUCUGGCAGUGAUAACACUAACAAAGGUGGCGAUGGUGCUGUGAGAGACACUGCUUCACCAUCACGUAUUUCCUUGGGCAAAAAAGUCAAGUCUGUGACGGAAACGAUGAGAAAACACAUAUCCAAGAGAUACCAGUGUUCUGCAUCUGAACAGUUUCAGUCAAACCCAGACUGGAUGUCCAGCUGCCCUCACACACCUCAGACAGACGCUGAGUCUUUGGAGAAACCCAAACUGAAGCUAGGAGGGUCUGUGGAAAGCCUGAGGAGCUCCCUCAGUGGACAAAGCUCCAUGAGCGGUCAGACAGUGGGCACCACUGACUCCUCCAACAGCAACAGAGAAAGUGUAAAGUCUGAGGACGGGGAAGAGGAUGAGCUGCCUUACCACGGGCCCUUCUGUGGACGUGCUCUCGUUCAUACCGACUUCACCCCCAGUCCCUAUGACACAGACUCUCUCAGACUGAAGAGUGGAGACGUCAUCGAUAUCAUUAGUAAACCCCCAAUGGGUACAUGGAUGGGGAUGCUCAACGGUAAAGUCGGCACCUUCAAGUUCAUUUAUGUGGAUGUCCUGAAUGAAGAGGAGGUGAAGCCCAAAAAGACACGGAGGAGGAGGAAGGCCCGGCAGCCCAAACCCACCUCUGUGGAGGAGCUCCUUGAUCGCAUCAACCUCAAAGAGCAUCUUCCCACGUUCCUCUUUAACGGCUAUGAGGAUCUGGACACGUUCAAGUUGCUGGAGGAGGAGGACCUAGAUGAGCUGAACAUCAGAGACCUCCAGCACAGAGCUGUGCUGCUCACCGCUGUGGAGCUGCUACAGGAGUAUGACGGAAGCAGCGACCCAGAGAGAAGCAGUCAGUCUGGCUCGCAGGAGAAGCUGCUCCUGGACAGGUGUAGCCUCUUAGACGACUCCCCGCGGGACUCAGGCUGCUACGAGGGCAAUGAGAACCUGGAGAACGAUAUUGUUGCUACCUGGAAACUCGACAGCAAGCAGGAUCCCAGCAGCGCCAUCACUGGUGGUGUUCGGGCUGAACUUGUCGGCCAGCAGAGUAACAGAGCACAUGGGAAGCGCCUCAGCGAUGCAGACAGCAGUGGAGAAGCCGACCACUCCAGCUCCCACCACCACAACUCUGGCCUUUUUCAUCCUGGACAGGCCAAACUAGAGGAACACGAUUGUUUGGAGAGGAAAAUGUCUCAGAAGGUACCUGCCAGGACUUCAUCUUUCGUGUCCCUUCAUUCAGAUUCACAUAAGCAGAGCAUUCUUAGCGAAUUUGACAAGCUCAGGAAAAUGGACCUGCUGUGUGAUGUCACUUUUGUUGUGGAAGACGUGCACUUCAAGGCACACAAAGCCCUGCUGGCAGCAAGCAGCAAGUAUUUCUCCCUCAUGUUCACGUCAGAAGAUCACAUUAGCAAGUCUACCUACAGACUGGAAGGAAUGGCAGCGGACAUGUUUUCUGCCAUGCUGGACUUCAUCUACAGCGCCCAGGUGUCUGUGGAGAUGAGCGCCACAGAGCCUCUCCUGGCCACAGCUCAUCUUAUGGAGGUUGCUGAGCUUGUCAGAGUGCUCACUGAACUCUCAGGCUCUGCUGCAGGGGUUACAGGUGAUGAGGUAAAGGCAGAUAAAGCCGAGGUGCCACAUGCAUUGAAACGCAAAAGAGGGCGGCCGAAGAAAAAGAUGGACGUGUGUGUAAUAGAGCCGGGGGUAGAGAACUCAGAUGUGGUAACAGAUGUGGACAGUGAUCGUGCAGAAACAGAGUCACAGUCCAAAGAUGAUGCAGACUACUUCCUAGGAGCGCACCGGAGCCGCCAGAGCAAGCGCCAAAUCAGGCCUCCAAUGAAAUACAAGAGUUAUAAGGUGGAGAGUGACACAGCAGGAGGCAAAGAACCUGGAAAGAGAGGCAGGAGGAGGACAUAUCCCAACACGGAGGCCUGGUGUGAGGACUGCGGCAAAGUGUUUAAAAACCACCUCUUUCUAACAAUUCACCAAAGGACUCAUACAGGAGAGAAGCCUUUCCGGUGCUCGGACUGUGGGAAGUGUUUUACCCAGAAGCACACUCUUCUGGUUCACCAGCGCAUUCACACUGGAGAGAAGCCGUUUGUUUGUCCUGUCUGCUCCAAAGCUCUCUGCACCAAACACUCGCUGCAAGAGCACAUGAACCUGCAUGAAGAGGAGAAAUCCUUUGACUGUGAUAAAUGUGGAAAGAUGUUCACUCAGAAAAGGCAGCUGAGAAGCCAUUACAGAGUUCAUACAGGUAAACUGUUACCAGAAUGUGCUCAGUGUCAUCACACGUUUUUGGACACGGCUCAGCUGAAAAAGCACCUGAGAACUCACACAGGUGAGAAGCCUUUCACAUGUGAGAUUUGUGGAAAGUGUUUCACAGCUAAGAGCACGCUGCAGACUCACAUCAGAAUCCACAGAGGUGAGAAGCCAUUUCACUGCAGCAUCUGCAGCAAGUCUUUUUCAGACCCUAGUGCAAGAAGACGACACGUCGCCUCCCACUCUGGGAAGAAACCCUUCAUUUGCUCUUUCUGCAGCCUUUCCUUCACCCGUCUGGACAAUCUGAAAACACACACCAAAUCGCACGACAAGGAGAGAGCUGCCUCGCCUGAGGCAGUAGAAGCAGAGGCCCCAGCAUCACCGGAGGAGGUGCGUAACAUCCUGCAGCUGCAGCAGUACCAGCUGGCCUCAGGCUCGGAGCAGGAGAUCCAGCUGGUGGUGACAGGAGAUGUGAACAACAUUAAUUUCGUGCCGGGUCAAGAGCAGGGCAUUGGCAUAAUCACCGCAGAGGGGCACACGUCAGAAUCAGCCCACUCCAGACUCGCACUGCUCGCUCAGGCUGACGUGGUGGACCAGACCCCUCCGAUUCAGAUCAGCAUGCUGGAGGGACAGAUUUCACACCAGCCUGAGCAGAUGCACGUCAUCACUCUGAGUAAACAGGCGAUCGAUCACCUACAGGCCCAACACGGUCCUUCACAGCCCUGUCAGAUGAUGGCUGCCGCUCAGGAGACACUGGAAGCUCAGGUGGGCAGGGAGCAACACAGCCAGGGCAUCCACAUCAGCAGCCAGAGCGGCCAGCCCAUCUCUAUCAGCCAGCCCAGUGAGCAGAUCUCCAGCCACCACAUCCAGGGACAGACGUUUCAGAUCCAGGCAGGAACCGUCUCCUACCUGUACACCACCGGGCUGUCCCCAGAGAGCUGAGUGGGACACAAACCUGAUGCCGAGAACCCAGCUACAGUUCCCCCCACACUUGGCUCGACAGUACAACCGCCGUCAGGUGAUCACCCCACUGCACUGAGAUGGAGGUACAGUGAAGAUCCUGUGGUGGGUACCAUACCUGCUGAGGGACUGCUCCAUCUGCUGACUGACUGCGUGUAAUGACUCCUGAUUUGACCUGCGACAGAACAAGUGCAGGGACGACUGGGAGUGAACUGUCGGUCUGGAAAAUUGUCCCAUAUCCAAAGAGACGCUCUCUCUUUGUUCCAGCUGAUGUGUGGAAGGCCUGUACCUGUUGUAGAAGUGCAUGUGGAGAGAGCUGCUUCCAUGUUGUUCACCUGGUUCUUCAGCUUAUCCACUUGCUGAAAGGCCUCUUGUUUGAGGCAGUGCUCCUGAUGCAGCCGGCCCCUCACCUGGAUACAGUGAAAGGAAAACAAAGUCAGAAGUAUCUUGUUAUUAUUUGACCUUCAGGUUUAGUUUUUUUCCAUGAGCAGCAUGUCUCUGUGGAUGGAAGCAUGGGCUGGUCGAGACUGAAUUCCAAUGACCUUAAUAUCCCCUGACUCUUCCUCUAGGACCAACAUCAGGUCCAAAUUUCUGUUUGAUUUAUGACCAAUUAAACAUGAUUAUGACCUGUUAA
Molecule: messenger RNA, 6062 nt
Organism: Monopterus albus (swamp eel)
Lineage: Eukaryota; Metazoa; Chordata; Actinopteri; Synbranchiformes; Synbranchidae
Product: SAM and SH3 domain-containing protein 1-like
Exons: 27
Coding region: 521-5410 (1629 amino acids)
Molecular function (GO): protein binding
Source: RefSeq, a predicted model, not a curated record